AUGAACAUCAAGCAGACUGUGCUGGGUGAUGCAGGUGCUGGACCGGGGCACACGUCGCUGAACACCAUGGAGAACAUGCUGGGUCCUGCUUGCAUCUUUCUGCGCAAGGGCAUUGCUGAGAAACAAGGGCUUCCAGCUCGCACCAUGGGAUUUUUAGAUUGUAUAGCAUCUCCCCUUCUGGUUCCUCCAUCUCACCAUGAUGUCUUGACAGCCAACACCAUCGUAAUCUGGGCAGAUUUCCAGCUCUUGGCUCGAGAACGGGAACUGGGAGCUGAUGAAAUUGAAGAACUCCGUGAGGCCUUUGAGGAGUUUGACAAGGACAAAGACGGAUACAUCAGCUGCAAAGAUUUGGGCAACCUCAUGAGGACGAUGGGAUACAUGCCAACCGAGAUGGAACUGAUAGAGUUGUCACAGCAGAUCAAUAUGAACCUUGGCGGCCGUGUGGAUUUCGAGGACUUUGUGGAGAUGAUGUCACCCAAGCUGCUGGCAGAGACGGCAGGCAUGAUUGGACUGCAGGAGAUGAGGGAUGCCUUCAAAGAGUUUGAUGCAAAUGGGGAUGGUGAAAUAACAUUGGAUGAGCUGUACCAGGCCAUGCAACGGUUGAUGGGUGAGCGCCUGACCACUCGGGAGAUCGCAGAUGUGGUGAAGGAAGCCGACGUCAAUGGAGAUGGAACGGUGGACUUUGAGGAAUUUGUGAGGAUGAUGUCACGCUGAUGGAAUUCCUCACCCUCCUGGAGCCAACCACUGAAUAAGACACCCACACAAUGGCUUAAAAUUUUUUAAAUGUAUGGAUGCCGACAUCAAAUCCUAACCCAAACUAGGAGGUGCAAUCAGACCUCAGUUUGCAAAUGCAGCUGAGUAGCAUGACAGCUUGAGUGGGUAACUGGGGGCUGCUUCCUUAACAGAAGGGGUAAUACUUGGCAAAGGCCUCCACUCUGCC
This is a messenger RNA of Eublepharis macularius, 940 nucleotides long. Its product is annotated as calcium-binding protein 5-like. The record is from RefSeq and is a predicted model, not a curated record. Gene Ontology annotation, molecular function: calcium ion binding. Lineage: Eukaryota; Metazoa; Chordata; Lepidosauria; Squamata; Eublepharidae. Bases 1 to 714 code for a protein of 237 amino acids. The transcript has 7 exons.